This is a messenger RNA of Necator americanus (New World hookworm), 366 nucleotides long. RefSeq lists its product as uncharacterized. The coding region runs from base 1 to 366 and encodes 121 amino acids. The record is from RefSeq and is a predicted model, not a curated record. Lineage: Eukaryota; Metazoa; Nematoda; Chromadorea; Rhabditida; Ancylostomatidae. The transcript has a single exon.
AUGCUGACCGAAUUCGGCGAAACAUGUGGAUGCAUCGGUCUUCAGCUGAAUCUGCAAAAGAAGAUGUUUAUGCGGAACGGAUGGGUCUCGGAUUUCCCAUUCUCGCUCAACGGACGGAACAUAUCCGAAUGCACCAGCUACGCUUAUUUGGGUCGGGAGUUGAACAUGAUGAAGUUUGCCAAGGAAAGUAAAAUGAGGUGGGUUGGAGACGUAACGCGCGUUAACGACAACCGUUGGACCAGAGCCGUGAGAGACUGGGUUUUCCGCGAUAUUAAGCGCACUAGAGGAAGGCCGCCGACCAGAUGGUCAGAUUUCUUCACGAUGUCCUUCAAAAAAAAUUAUGAUGCUCUUCGUGUCCCACGCUAA